This is a messenger RNA of Papaver somniferum (opium poppy), 2673 nucleotides long. RefSeq lists its product as uncharacterized. Bases 1 to 2673 code for a protein of 890 amino acids. The transcript is spliced from 6 exons. Lineage: Eukaryota; Viridiplantae; Streptophyta; Magnoliopsida; Ranunculales; Papaveraceae. The record is from RefSeq and is a predicted model, not a curated record.
AUGAGUAAUACCACUGAGGAUAACCCUAAAUGUUUUAUUCCUUAUGAUGAUAUUGAGGAAAGUUUGAAUGAACGGAAAUAUUGUUUGAUCCUGGAUAAUGAAGAUGAUAAACUGCAUAUUUGGGGAGGAUAUUGGAAGGUUGAAGCUCAGAGUUUGAAAUUAAGAGCCUGGGAACCUAAUUUUAAACCAGAGGAACAAAAAUCAACUUCUGCUUUUUUCUGGGUUCAAUUUCCAGGUCUCAGUAUGGAGUACUGGAAAGAAAAGAUCAUUUUAAACAUGGGAAAUUAUUUAGGACGUUCGAUUAAAGUGGAUGAAACAACUCUUAAGAGAGAAAUAGGAUAUUAUGCAAGCGUGCUGGUUGAAAUGGAUAUGCCAAAAUUUAUUCCUAACAAGAUAUGGGGUGAAUCAAAGUAUGGUAGUUUUGAACAAACAGUAGUGGGUCACUCUGUAACAGAAUGUAGAUCAAAGAAAAAGGUUUCAAAUCAAGUAGAGACAGAGCCUGUGGUUCAAGCUAAGAAAACCUUAAAGAAGGUGAACCCAAAGAAUAAAAAUCAUGUUGGUUUUGAUAUUUGCUUUAAUGAAGAAGAAAUAGCUCAGAAUACUCAGCAUACUCAUAUUCUGGAUUGUGAAGAUGAGAUUAUUAAUGCCAUUGUCCCUCCAAUUUCACAAGGUGGUGGUGGUGAAAAUUCUUCUGGUAGUUCUCUAAAUUCUAAUGAAGGAGAAGUUAGUUCUGGUAAAUUCCAAAUUCUCCAGAAUAUGUCUGAGGAAAUUUUGAACUCUCCUAGUGCAUUUCCAGUCUUAUCUGCAACAAAGAUUUCGGAAGUGGCUUCAAGUGCACCUUCUAUAAAUGAAGUUAUUAUAGUGAUCCCUCCUCUGGGAAAAAGUGGUUCAAAUGUAGAAAAUAAUCAAGUUAAGCAGAAGCAUGGUACUAAUGUGACAACCAGAAAACAUGCAGCAAGUUUAGUAUCUAAUAUCAGUAAAAAUGGGAACAUGAGAAGAGAGCCAAAAAUAAGGUAUUCUUCAGCUUUCAUCAAAAAAUUGAAGUUAUCUGGAAUGCACUAUGAAGUUAAACACAAUUCUACUGAUGAGAAUAAAGGUAAUAUAUGGAUUCUUUGGAGUGCUUCAAUAAAAUCUCCAACAAUAAUUUCAUGCACAAGACAAGAAAUAACAGUUGCAGUUGGUGAAACCUUAAUAACUGGAGUUCAUGUUGCUUCAUUGACUGUAGAUAGAAGGGAACUAUGGAAGGAUAUGGAAGUGAUAAAUUCUUUAAAUAAACCAUGGCUAGUAAUUGGAGACUUUAAUGUUGUAACUUGCCUGUAUGAAAAGGUAGGUGGUCUUAAACCUUUAAGAAUCUCAAUGUUGGAGUUUAAUAAUUAUUUAAAUGGAUGUGGUUUGAUUCAAUCGCCAAAAACUGGUUUAGAUUUCUCUUGGUGUAAUAACAGAGCUGGAAGAAAAAGAAUUAUAAGCAAUCUUGACAUGGCUGUGUUUAAUGACAAAUGGUUGGAACUAUAUCCAAGUUGGGGAUACAAAGUUGGAGUAAGGGGCAUCUCUGAUCAUGGUGUUUUGUAUGGAGCUAGUGCUGAUAUCCCAAAGCCAAAGAAUGUUCCUUUCAGAGCUCUAAAGGUAUGGAAAAAUCAUCCUUCAUUUAAACAAGUAAUCAUAGAUUCUUGGAAUUCAGCUAUACUUGGGAAUCCUGGUUUUAUAUUCACGAGUAAACUAAAAAGACUCAAAAAAGAUAUUCAAUUAUGGAAUUGGAAUUCUUUUGGAGAUGUUACAAAAAAACUGAAACAAGCAGAGGAAGAUGUUUUGAAAGAUUCACUAUUAUUUGACAGAAAUCCUUUGGAUUUACAUCCACUCAAUAACCUUAUAAGGCAAGCUCAAAAUACAAUAGUUAAAUUAGAAAAACAGGAAGGUGGUAUUACUUAUAACCAAGAAGAGAUAGCUGAUAUCUUAGUCAAGCAUUUUGAAGAUAAAUUCACAUAUCAGGAAGUUAACUUUGCUACAAAUAUUUUUAAUGAUAUUCCUAUAGUGGCGAAUGAAGAUGAUAAUUUUCUUCUUGAAGUUACUCCAAAAGCAGAAGAAAUAAGAGAAGCAAUUUUUGAAUUAAAUCCAGAUAGUGUUACUGGUCCAGAUGGCUUUGCUGGAUGGUUCUAUAGAGAAGUAUGGGAGAUUAUUGGGGAAGAUUUUAUAAAUGUAAUUCAGUUUUGGUGGAGUAGAGGAUUCAUUCCUAAUGGUUUAAAUGCAAAUUUCUUAUUACUUCUCCCAAAAGUUAAAAAUGCUAAAAGAGCAAACCAAUUUAGGCCAAUUGGAUUGAUGAAUUUCAGUUUUAAAGUUAUCACAAAAAUUAUUACAAAAAGACUAACUGAAAUUAUCAAGAAGGUGGUAUCUCCUCAACAUGGUGCUUUCAUCAAGGGGAGAAAUAUUCAAGAGAAGAUUGCAUUGGCCUCUGAAUUAGUUAAUGACAUGGAAAACAAGAGAAGAGGUGGCAAUAUGGGUUUGGAACUAGAUAUCUCUCAAGCCUAUGAUUCUCUGAGUUUGGGUAUUCUUGUUUCAAGUCAUGAAAAAAUGAUAUCUUUUAUAUUAUGCAAUGUUGAUAAGAGAAAUGUGAGAAAGCUUUUGAAGGUUUUAAAAGAUUAUCAAGCUGCAUCUAGUCAGCUGAUUAUCUUAGAAUAA